GAUAAUUCUACUUCCGUGUUCUACCCAGAAGGAAGAAACAUGUCAGCGACACUAAAACCUUAUCUGGAUGCCAUUCGGCACACCCUGACUGCAGGAUUCAGCCUUCAGAACUUCGACUCACAAGUGGUAGAAAGGCACAACAAACCCGAGGUGGAAGUCAAAAGUAGCAAAGAACUCCUUCUUACCCCUGUGACAAUCAGCAGAAAUGAAAAAGAAAAAGUUCUAAUCGAGGGAUCCAUUAAUUCUCUCAGGAUAAGCAUCACGAUAAAGCAGGCGGAUGAUAUAGAGAAGAUUUUGUGUCACAAAUUUAUGCGCUUUAUGAUGAUGAGAGCUGAACAUUUUACUGUUCUGCGGCGAAAACCUGUAGAGGGAUAUGACAUUAGCUUCCUUAUUACAAAUACGCACACAGAGCAGAUGUAUAAACACAAGCUGGUUGACUUUAUCAUUCACUUCAUGGAGGAAAUAGACAAAGAAAUUAGUGCUAUGAAACUAGCCGUCAAUUCACGGGCCAGAAUCAGCGCAGAAGAAUUUCUGAAGCGAUUUUAAUUUCUAUUUUAUUAAACUGAAAUCCUUUAUGUCAUCUUUGUGCACUCAGUAUAUUUAUAUAAUAAUGUUUAUAUACAUAUAUAUUUGAGCACAACAUAAUGUGUUUGAAGUAUAUUGAUUGAUAUUUUAAGGUCUUCAUACGGGCAAUGACGGGAAAAAGUGGUAUUUAUGAUCAGUUCUUGACAUUUGAAUGAAAGAGAGUCAGAAACAUUGGUUAAUGCUGGACGACACUGGUAUGGAAUAGCCUAGUCAUAGACAUAUUCUUAUCAUACACUAAUAUACAUGGAACUUUAUAGAUCAUCUUCCUAUACAUCAAUGCAUAUAAACAGCCUUUUGUACAAAUAACUAAACAGGAUGCUAUUCAAAAGCCUUUUCUUUCUAUAUACAUUUAUGAUCGGGGGAAAAAACUUCUUAAAUGAUGAUGAUCAGAUGAGAGUGAAUGUUAAUGUCUGUGUAUGUAAUACUUGUAAUACAAUGUUACAUUAAUUAGACAGUAUGGAAACAGUACAACAAUAUUAAAUUUAUUUUCUUAUGCA
This is a messenger RNA of Magallana angulata, 1082 nucleotides long. Its product is annotated as actin-related protein 2/3 complex subunit 4. Gene Ontology annotation, cellular component: Arp2/3 protein complex; actin cytoskeleton. Gene Ontology annotation, molecular function: actin filament binding. The transcript has 5 exons. NCBI's taxonomy places the organism in Eukaryota, Metazoa, Mollusca, Bivalvia, Ostreida, Ostreidae. Gene Ontology annotation, biological process: actin filament polymerization; Arp2/3 complex-mediated actin nucleation. The record is from RefSeq and is a predicted model, not a curated record. Bases 40 to 546 code for a protein of 168 amino acids.